UCAAUACCGAUUUUGUCCCUGAACAAUGCCUGUUGAAUACUCGGAACAGUCGGCAAAUGCCUAUGCCAGAUGGAAGGGCAAUGGCAAACCAGUCGCUCUCUGGCUAGACUGCGAUACAGGACACGAUGACGCUUUUGCAAUUCUGCUUUCUGCCCAAUGUCCGGCUUUGAGAUUACUCGGUAUCAGUACCGUUUAUGGCAAUGCACCUCUUGUCAAGACGACGAAGAAUACUAGGUCUAUUUUGAAGGCCAUUGGCAGGGAGGAUAUCCCUGUGUAUGCUGGGGCUAGUAAACCGUUUUGUCGUCCUGCUGCGUCUGCUCCAGAUAUCCAUGGCGAAUCUGGAUUGGAUGGUACUACUGUUCUGCCUGAGCCUGGAGCACCGGAGCGUACGGAUAUGUCCGCUGUGUUGGCUAUGUAUAAGGCUUUGAUUGCUGAGCCACCGAAGACUGCAUGGUUGGUUGCAACCGGUUGUCUUACAAACGCCGCAUUGUUGUUUAACACUUUUCCGGAUAUCGUUGACCAUAUCGCUGGACUGACCAUCAUGGGCGGCGCUGUUGGAGGCGGCUUUACGAAUGCACCCUUGGGCUCACUCGAGGGCGAAGGAGAACGUUUUGGUAAUUGGACCCCUUGGGCUGAAUUCAACAUCUACAUCGAUCCCGAGUCUGCCCAAUCUGUCUUCAGCAACCCUGUCCUCGCAGCGAAAACUACCAUCGCUCCUCUGGACUUGACACAUCAGAUGCUAGCAACACCCGCAAUCUGCCAAGAAUUGCUGUAUGGCUUCGACAAGGAAGUCGAUGGUUCAGAAGCGUCUGUCCUCCGCGUGCUCUUCAAUCAAAUCCUCACCUUCUUCGCAAAGACCUACGCCGAUAUCUUUGGACUGACAGAAGGACCUCCACUUCACGAUCCCCUCGCCGUAGCAAUGACCUUUGUCCCCGACCUCUUCGACGACAGAGGUGGAGAAAGAUUUGAUAUCAAGGUUAUCAUUGAUGGCGAACACGGUGUUGACGAGAUUGCUAGAACUACUUCGCAGUGUGGACGUACCGUCUUGACGCCGUUGAAGGCCGGUGAGCCUGGUGUGCGGGUACCAAGAGGGCUGGAUGCUGUUACCAUCUGGAGAAUGCUUGACUUGUGCUUGAAGCAGGCGGAGGGCGAGAAGCCGGAGACCAUGGCAAUGUCGGCUCUCUGGAGUGUUGCUGAUGAUGAGUAGUGUAAUUCGCGACUUUAAUAUAGAGGUAGUCUAGAUGUAAUAGAUCUGUGUGAUUGAGAUUCGACAUUGUGUUUUCCGCCUUGUGCUGAUUUAUAUUUCAUCCUUAGGCGCAUCUCCUCCAACAACUGCUUGAUGGCCUUUUUGAUACCAACUCCAGAUGUUCAGUCCAAUCUUGACCCCGCUGUGCACAGGCAUGCCAGCAUGAAGGCCUUGCUUCCACCCCUUGCCAUCGACAUCAAAGUU
Messenger RNA from Aureobasidium pullulans EXF-150, 1450 nucleotides. Its product is annotated as Inosine/uridine-preferring nucleoside hydrolase. Gene Ontology annotation, molecular function: purine nucleosidase activity. Gene Ontology annotation, cellular component: cytosol. Bases 26 to 1207 code for a protein of 393 amino acids. The transcript is spliced from 6 exons. NCBI's taxonomy places the organism in Eukaryota, Fungi, Ascomycota, Dothideomycetes, Dothideales, Saccotheciaceae. The record is from RefSeq and is a predicted model, not a curated record. Gene Ontology annotation, biological process: purine nucleoside catabolic process.